UUUAACAUGGGAGUAGCACCUUCAGGACUCAUAAUUGAAACAAGCUCUGCUUUUGGUGGCCGAGCUUCAGACAAGCACAUUGUCGCUGAUUCAGAAAUAUUGAACAGGCUUGAUUAUGGAGAUGCUGUCAUGGUGGACAAGGGCUACCAAAUAGAGAAGGAAUGUCUUGAGAGAAAUUUGACUUUGUAUCGACCACCAUUCUUGACCCAAAAGAAACAACUAAGUCGAGAAGAAGCUUUGUCCUGUGCUGAGAUAGCUAGGGCAAGAGUGCAUGUCGAGAGAGUUUUCCAGCGGAUUCGAGAGUUUGAUUUCCUUCGCCCACCAGUUAUUAAUAUUGAUAAGUUUAUGUAA
Molecule: messenger RNA, 351 nt
Organism: Thrips palmi
Lineage: Eukaryota; Metazoa; Arthropoda; Insecta; Thysanoptera; Thripidae
Exons: 3
Coding region: 7-351 (114 amino acids)
Source: RefSeq, a predicted model, not a curated record